Molecule: messenger RNA, 2676 nt
Organism: Ogataea angusta
Lineage: Eukaryota; Fungi; Ascomycota; Pichiomycetes; Pichiales; Pichiaceae
Exons: 1
Coding region: 1-2676 (891 amino acids)
Source: RefSeq, a predicted model, not a curated record
AUGUCAAGAUUUCGUGCCAACACUAUGGAAUCUGACAACCUGAGACGCUUGGACCACGCACUGGUCAAGUUCCACUCGUACAAGCGGAACAACACUUCCAAAACAAACAUCCUACGUCUCUCGCUGCUUCCCUUCCUCAGAAACACCAGCACGCCUUGGUCCGCGCACAGGCUCGAUGCGGUCGACAAGACCUCCAGGACCCAGUUCCUGGAGCUCGCCGUCGUGCUGCUGCGCUGGUGGAAGGCGCUUCUGGCAGCAGUCAAGGAGCUGCAUCAGAUGACGUCCAUCGACAGAAACUGCUACUUGGAGGCGAUUUCCCGAAUCGUCGGGCGCCAAGAGUGGCUGGAGAUCUCCAAGGACCCGAACUCUGAGAUCUACAAACAGCACAACACACAGCUACUCGAGACGUUCGAGUUCUGCAUAGCAAGGCUCGACGUCAAGAAUAUCAACCUGCCCAUCAACGCUUUUGUCGGCAAAAUCUUUGCGCAUGCGUUCGUGAAGCUGCCCGACCUCUCCCGCGGCAUCCUGUUCCUGCUCAACUCCAGGGUCAAAAAUUUCAAGGAGUACUACGACCUGAUAGUUCGAGAAAAAUCACCUCACCAGUCUGUUCCGGGCCGUGAUAAAAAAUACUUUGAGGAUGUCAUCAGCGCCUCUCUGUCGCAUUUCCCCCAACACCUACAUCCGCUCAUGAAGUCUGCCGAGCAGCCUCGGCAGACCAGGUACAAACUGGAAAACAAGCUUCUGAACUCGAUGACACCGCCAUCUGCCAAAAUCACAGGAAUCAGCGACCCGCGCGGGCUUUGGUGCACCAGGUGGUCGUCCCUCGAGAACAUUGACCUGUUUUGUUCAUUUUUCCGUCACUAUCUUACGCUUAUCUCAUUUUAUGUGCAACAAACUAAAUCGCUUUCCGCUCAGGAGGUUUACGCCCUCCCAGGCUUUGCAUAUCUGAUUACUCACAUUUUCGAAAUUGUCGAUUUCCAGAUCUUCCAGGCCGUGCAACACACAAGCAGCCAGUCUACAGAGUCGCAGGUCGACAAGUUACUGAAGCUGCUCCGCGACUUCCUGGCGAACGCACGCCACGAAUUCGAGCCUAGUCUCAGAAACGGUGUUCUAAAGUGCUUCGACACUGUAUUCAAACUGGUUUUCUACAAGACCACCAUUUUCCAGACAGAGAGAAUUGACCUCUGUUUCGACAUAUGGGUCAGAUUCGUGAGAAGCAUAGACGAGACAAACUCGUACGCCACCCAGGACCUAGACUGGAAAUUCUGGAUCGAUACAAUUUGCAAGAUGCUCAACUCGGAGUUCAUCAACAGCGAACUCAAGGCGCUCUCCGUGUUGUAUCAGAUCUGGGACUAUCUUCCAUCCAGCACGCCACCACAGGCAGAAUGGGUUUCUAAUCCCAACGACACACUGAAAUACAACAUGAUAUUAUAUCUCACAGGGGCGGACAACUGGUCCAAGUUCUUUGGUCACUACCUGCCCUUGGUGAGAUGCUACUAUAUCACUUUGAUGGUUUGGAAAGUUUUGGGUCUGGAGUCUCUACAUCUGAGUGCCAAGGGCAGCUUCACCGAUGUUAUGACAGGAAAAAAAGUCCAAGCGAUCAUACAGACACGUUUGGACCAAAGUUACAGUGCUUCAGAGAAGAUUCCAGUGGUUCCUACCGACCCGCUUUUGAAUAAGAAACUGGCUAUUGUGAGCGCGGGACCUAGAGACGACCCGUCCAAGAGAGACAUUGUCAGGUCGCAUCCUUACGAAAUUCUGGAUGAUGCAAUUUACACGUGUGCGAACCUGUCCGUGGGCAACUCGACCACCAGUCUUUCUUCCUCUGCCUCGUAUGCUUCCACAACAUCCAUGACGAGCAAGAGAUCAAAGCUAGCAAGCCACUGGGUCUCAAAAUUUUUCAAGAAGAAGGACAGCGACGAAGACUCCAAACAGCCAGAAUCCGCAAACAUCCCUCCGCCAAUGGCUGCGUCAGGGCACUCGGCCUUCUCCUCUCAAAGCUCGCUUCUGCCUCCAUCAACUUCUUCGUUGACACUGUCGUCGAAAUCCUCAUCGCCAAGCAUUCUUUCUUCUGCUACCACAUACAGUUCGCCUCAGUCAUCUUUGUCUUCGGUGGAGUUUAUUGACACCAACAACGAGCCCAACAACAGACAAAGACUCCCCGUCGAGUUGUCGAUGAGACCUCCAGAACUGGGCAAACCAAUCUACAAGUUCCAGCUGGUGGUCAACGAGAACAAAAUCCAUGAGUCUCUCAAACAGUUGCAAGACUUUAAUGUCACAAAGUUCAACAACGAAGAGUCGCAGUGUUAUAACGCAAGACCCAAACUUCCGGCACUUGGGCUAGAGAUCUGUGGUGGAAGUAUCUGCAGUGAUGACGAUAUAGACAUGGAUUCUCAAGACUCGAAAAGCUUGGAUUUCCAGUUCAGGUCUACCAUGCCUGUGGACAUGGGCGAACUCGUUCUCACGCCGCUUCCUUCCAAGGCGACGUACACGAAUGCAAUUUAUGAGUACAACAAGAUUGCUCACGAGUUUGAGCAAUUUGUCAAGCAAAGAAUCAACUCUGCCUCUGGAACGAGUACUCCGACAGAUGCUGCACUAUAUUUAUUCAGCGACAGUCUGGCUGUCUCCAUUCCGGUGCUGCUUUCGGAGGCCCCCGAAAAGCCCAACGCGUACUGA